Halichondria panicea is the source of this 1098-nucleotide messenger RNA. RefSeq names its product kelch-like protein 24. The record is from RefSeq and is a predicted model, not a curated record. The transcript has 2 exons. NCBI's taxonomy places the organism in Eukaryota, Metazoa, Porifera, Demospongiae, Suberitida, Halichondriidae. Bases 141 to 1007 code for a protein of 288 amino acids. Gene Ontology annotation, molecular function: protein binding.
GACCGGCACACAGGAAAUAGAUUGAGCACAAAGAUGCUGAGCUGGUCAGGAGAGACGCCAUCAUUCAACAGCAGAGACAGGGUCCCCCUCCCAGAGAGUUGAGACCUCCACUCACUCUGAAAUGGAGAAGAGGAAAAGACAUGCCAAUCAAGAUGGGCAUCUCGGUACAGAGUGUUGUUAUCGGUGACACGGUGUAUGUUGGUGGAGGGUUUGCAGACAAUAAUCGUGACAGGUGUACAGUGAUGAAGCUCGAGCAAGAUCAAUGGACCAAACUACCAAAGUACACUGCCAGGUGGUUCGCUAUGACAUCACUCGCUAAUCGACUAGUGCUGGUGGGAGGAAUUGAUCCAAGUAACAACAAACCCACCAAUCAACUAGCAGUGUUUGAAUCAGGGGAAUGGACUCACCCGUACCCACCAAUGAACAUUGCUCGCCAUUCCUCAACAGCUGUCUCCUUCAACAACUACAUCAUUGUAGCUGGUGGGCGUGAUGAUAAAGUACGUAUCUCCUCUGUGGAGGUGUUGGACGUGGCAUCAAGAAGAUGGUACAUUGCUCAGUCACUACCUAACCCACAAUCAGAACUGAAAUCGACUCUCAUAGGAAACACCCUCUACCUAAUGGGAGGGUGGGAUCACACUAGGGGGGCAAUCAAGACAGUGCACCACGUCGACCUCAAUGAACUCAUUGCAAAGGCCCUUUCCAACCUGGACACACCCACUCUCUGGCAGAUUUUACAAGAAGUACCACUCAAGUUCUCAGCUCCUCUCAGUAUUGGGAGGUCACUAUUAGCCGUUGGUGGACGGGACGACAGAGACAACUCAAGUUCAUCGAUCCACCUCUACCAGCCUGACACCAGGAGGUGGGUGAAAGUGGGAGACCUGCCUACUGCACGAGACUGCUGCACAUGCUCAGUACUUCCUAGUGGAGAGGUCAUUGUAGCCGGAGGACAGACAAAACUAUUUGGUAAUUAUCUUCAAACAGUUGAUAUCUUUUGUAUAAGCGAUUAAUUAGUUAUUGUAAUAUGUUGUGCAUUGUUAACGAUCUUUUUGAAAAAAGUUUUCUAAUUAAGUUCGCAUAUUUCGUUUAUUUUUAUUCGAA